UGAGUUCAUUUACCCUCAGAUCACUGAGGGUUAACCGUUCCAAAACACGCAAAUAUAUCUGGAGACCGCAAAGCCAACAUGACCAGUGGGUGCUGUGUAUUUGUCCUAUUUUCCCUCCUCCAUGCCUCGCUGAGUGUGGUAAUGACAGGGUUAUAUGGCAGCUUCACCUCCCCUAACUUCCCCCAGCCAUACCCUGACAACCAGCUUGUAGUGUGGAACAUCACUGUCCCAGAUGGCCACAGGGUCAAACUCUACUUCAGCCACUUCAGCAUGGAACCCUCAAACCAGUGUGAAUAUGACUACAUCCAGGUUUUGACAGAGGGGAAUGAAACCUUGCGGUUCUGUGGUGAGGAAGAGAAGAACUAUGAAAGCACCCCAAGGAACACCGUGAUCCUUUCAGCCGGAAACAUCAUGUCAGUGGUCUUUAGGAGUGACUACUCUAAUGAGGGCCGAUUCACGGGCUUCCAAGCAUUUUACACCUCAGAAGACAUCAACGAGUGUCUGUCCAAGAUAGAUGGGGAAAGAGUGUGUGAUCAUUUUUGCCACAAUUACAUUGGUGGCUAUUACUGCACGUGCAGACAAGGGUACCUUCUCCAUGACAACAAAAGAUCCUGCACAGUGCCAUGCCACAGCCAAGUGUUGACCUCACUCUCAGGGGUUCUGACCAGUCCGGGUUACCCGGGCCCCUACCCUUCAAUGAGUCAAUGUGACCACACCAUCCGUCUGCCAGAGGGCUACAGAAUAAUAUUGGACUUCCUGGAACCCUUUGACGUAGAGGGGCACUUGGAUGUCCCUUGUCCGUACGAUAUGUUGAAGAUUUCAACAGCUGGACAAGAGUAUGGACCCUUCUGUGGAUCAAUACCACCGGGUCGCGUUGACACAGGAAGUUACCAAGUACAUGUUGCGUUCAGAUCCGACACUAGUGGGAAAAACAAGGGAUGGAAGAUCAAUUAUACCAGUGUCAAGGUUAAAUCCUGAUGUUUAUUGACAUAAACAAUUUAUGUGUUUGUACGCUAUCUGAAACUUCGGCACAGUGACUUGAUGGCAACAUAACACAACCAUUAUGUUUGUGAUGAAGCUUGGAUGUUGUGUUUGUGCAUGAUGCAAGCAGAAGCCUUAUCCUUAUGAUCCUUUAUUUGACAUUGUGACAAUGGUGCUACAAAAACGUCAAGCAAUUUCACUGAUAGCAUCUAAUUUGUAAUCUAAUUGUCAUUGUUUUAUGUAUUCUUUUGGGUGAGAUGAUGCCAUAAUCUCAAUAGCACAAUCCUCUUUUGACCACUUUUGCAUGGGAAAUUUUUAUCUUUUUGUUACUUGAUGUGCAAAUUAAGGAAGAAUCAAAAGACACUUUGACUUAUGAAUAUACUGUAUAUAUGUGUAUACAUUGGAUAAAAAAGUUCAUUAAAAUCCAUAACAUACAACCUGAAGCCACAAGUGAUCAGACAAGCAUAUUAAUAAAACAAGAGUGAGUAUUCCUCAUUCUUAGUAGUAAUGUGACAGAACGCAAACUGUUGUGCUCUUUUUCAGCUAAAGACAAAAACUGAUUUUAAUGCUCUUUCAGAAAUAACAAAUCAUUCCAUGGAGUAUUCUGGAAGUCAGUCACUGGGUCUGAGAAAGCGGUGCAUCUUAGUCGUUUAACCUUCAUGCAUUAUGCAGCUCUACCGCUCUAUCAAAACAGUCAUUAUAGGGUUCUUCAGUCCCAUGAAAUAGCCUCUUAUUUGACAAUUUUGCAUUUCACUCGCUAAUAUUUCCAUCUGUGGACCACAAGUAGGGCAAAGCAGCACGCCUGAAUGUGAGAAAGAAAUGCACUUGUGAUGAUUCAUGUUUCUGCUACUGCAGUGUUUGAUUUUUUUUUUUAAACCUCAUUGUGCUAACUUUAAUUGAACUGUUAUGCAGCAACGUACUUUUUACUUUGAAGGCCACGGCAACUCGGCAAGGCAAAGUAUGUACUGACCCAUGCAUCACCUUAACAUUUGCAGCUCAACCGAAUAACAAGGCCUUAGGUGGAGAUGUGUUCUCUGAAAGUCAUCUGAACACAUGGGAUAAGGUUUGUUUUUUCAGCAUGAAAUGGCCAGAGAGUCCUUUAGGGAACCUGGGUACUGACAGAGCAAACCUGCUCUUCUUACUUGAGCACUGUUUACUCAUAAUCUAAUCCACCAAGACAGUGUGAUAUAUGUGCAACCGAUUGCUCCCAUACCCCUCGAUUCAAACUGUUCAUUCAGCCUGGUCAGAGCCAUUUCCACAGGAAUUACGCACACCAUGAAACCCAUUAACCCACAGUUGGAAAAAUCUAGCAGCAGCAUGCAGCCAGUAGGCUUGUAGCCAACAUGCCCAUCACUGUUUUGUUGACAACCUAGUAGUCAAGUUAACUUUUCAGGGGUCACUUCUUAUUCUUUCUUUCCUUUUUAAAAACCAUAUUCAUUACUAAAUCACUUUAGUUGUUUGUAAUAAUCAGUUUAAGUAUAAAGUGCACUGAUUUAUAAGUUUCUGUAUGGGAGACGCGGGGUCAUUUGAACUGUUUUGCGCUGAAGCCAUGUAAAGACUUUUGAGAAAAGAAACAUGUUCUGAACGGUUUCUAUCCAUGUUAAAGUAUGUUUUAAGAAAGUUUUGUUACUGUUUUUGGUGUGCAUUUAUGUUAUCUGGGUUUUAGUUUUGUAUGGCUGAUUUAGUGUUCAUGUCUGUAUGCAUUUGUUAUUGCAGCAUGACUUAGACCCGGAUGGGGACUGAUCGGGUCUGUGCAGUGGGGUAAAGCAUAAGUCAGAUCCAUGAAGUGGGCUUUGGAAAUUACAGUCUGUACAUUGUCAGCCUGUCUCUCUUACUGGAGCCAAUGUGUUGAAAAGGUUGUUCUUAAAACUAUUCUGAUAUAAAGGAAUAAACACGUUCAUAAAAAUGAUUACUUUCUAUAGUUCUGAUAAGUAGAACUGUGAUGUUUCAGAUUUUUCCUUUUCAACAAAAGCAAAUUAGGUUUACGAAUGAUUUUUAGUAAUGACUACUAAUAUAAACUUGAUUUGUCUGCUGCAU
Molecule: messenger RNA, 3018 nt
Organism: Etheostoma cragini (Arkansas darter)
Lineage: Eukaryota; Metazoa; Chordata; Actinopteri; Perciformes; Percidae
Gene: masp2
Product: mannan-binding lectin serine peptidase 2
Exons: 6
Coding region: 79-978 (299 amino acids)
Molecular function (GO): serine-type endopeptidase activity; calcium ion binding
Source: RefSeq, a predicted model, not a curated record